AGCCUUUGGCACAAUGAAGUGGGUAACUUUUAUUUCCCUUCUCUUUCUCUUCAGCUCUGCUUAUUCCAGGGGUGUGUUUCGUCGAGAUACACACAAGAGUGAGCUUGCUCAUCGGUACAAAGAGUUGGGAGAAGAUUAUUUUAAAGCCUUGAUGCUGGUUUCCUUUUCUCAGUACCUCCAGCAGUGCCCAUAUGAAGAUCAUGUGAAAUUAGUAAAUGAAGUAACUGAGUUUGCAAAAACAUGUGUUGCUGAUGAGUCAGCGGAAAAUUGUGGCAAGUCAUUGCAUACUCUUUUUGGAGAUAAAUUAUGUACAGUUGCAACUCUUCGUGAAACCUAUGGUGAAUUGGCUGACUGUUGCGAGAAACAAGAUGAGGAGAGAAACGAAUGUUUCCUGAAACACAAAGAUGAUAACCCACCUUUCCCUCCAUUGGUGAGACCACCUGCUGAUGCUUUGUGCACUGCAUUUCAUGAAAAUGAGCAGAAGCUUUUUGGAGAAUACUUAUAUCAAGUUGCCAGAAGACAUCCUUACUUUUAUGCCCCAGAACUCCUCUACUAUAGUAAAGAGUAUAAAACUGUAUUGACAGAAUGCUGCGAAGCUGCUGAUAAAGAUGCCUGCCUGACACCAAAGCUGGAUGCUUUGAAAGAAAGUGUAUUGACAUCAUCUGCCAAACAGAGAUUGAGAUGUGCCGCUCUCCACAAAUUUGGAGACAGAGCUUUCAAAGCAUGGAGUGUAGCUCGCCUGAGCCAGAGAUUUCCCAAGGUUGACUUUGCAGAAGUUUCUAAGUUGGUGACAGAUCUCACCAAAGUCCACAAGGAAUGCUGCCAUGGAGAUCUACUUGAAUGUGCAGAUGACAGGGCGAACCUGGCCAAGUAUAUGUGUGACAAUCAAGACACACUCUCCAGUAAACUGAAGGAGUGCUGUGAGAAGCCUGUGGUUGAAAAAUCCCACUGCCUUUCUAUGGUAGAAAACGAUGAUAUACCUGCUGAUCUGUCUCCAUUAACUGCAGAUUUUGUCGAGGACAAAGAUGUAUGCAAAAACUAUGCUGAGGCAAAAGAUGUCUUCCUGGGCACGUUUUUGUAUGAAUAUUCAAGAAGGCACCCUGAGUACUCUGUCGUUCUGCUGUUGAGACUUGCCAAGGCAUAUGAAGCCAAACUGGAGCAGUGCUGUGCCACUGCUGAUCCUCAUGCAUGUUAUGCCCAUGUGUUUGAUGAAUUUAAACCCCUUGUUGAUGAGCCUAUGAGUUUAGUCAAAAACAAUUGUGAACUUUUUGAGCAACUUGGAGAGUAUGGAUUCCAAAAUAGAAAUAUAUAUAAGGACUGGAGAACAAGAGAUAAAGUAGUUGAUGGGAUGAAGAAGUCUCUGUCUGUGGUUCUGAACCGGCUGUGCGUGCUACAUGAGAAGACACCAGUGAGUGAAAAGGUCACCAAAUGCUGCACAGAAUCCUUGGUGAACAGGAGGCCGUGUUUCACUGCUCUGGAAGCUGACGAAACAUAUGUUCCCAAAGAAUUUAACGCUGAAACAUUCACCUUCCAUGCUGAAUUGUGCACUCUUCCUGAGGAUCAGAAGCAAACCAAGAAACAAACUGUGCUUGCUGAGCUGGUGAAACACAAGCCCAAGGCAACAGAUGAACAACUGAAAACAGUGACAGGAGAUUUCACAGCUAUGGUGGAGAAGUGCUGCAAGGCUGACGACAAGGAGGCCUGCUUUGGUGUGGAGGGUCCAAAACUUGUUGCUGCAAGUCAAGUUGCAUUAGCUUAG
Orycteropus afer afer is the source of this 1759-nucleotide messenger RNA. Lineage: Eukaryota; Metazoa; Chordata; Mammalia; Tubulidentata; Orycteropodidae. The record is from RefSeq and is a predicted model, not a curated record.